Molecule: messenger RNA, 2501 nt
Organism: Daphnia pulicaria
Lineage: Eukaryota; Metazoa; Arthropoda; Branchiopoda; Diplostraca; Daphniidae
Product: probable ATP-dependent RNA helicase DDX31
Exons: 14
Coding region: 126-2408 (760 amino acids)
Biological process (GO): ribosome biogenesis
Cellular component (GO): nucleus
Molecular function (GO): nucleic acid binding; ATP binding
Source: RefSeq, a predicted model, not a curated record
GAAGACGGAUAAAAUUAAAAGCGUGCGACUGAGAUUUUCGAAAAGUUUAAUUCAUCUUCAUUCCUCGGUGUUUUUCUUAUUUGCUUCAUCACAACUAUCUGAAAAAUUACGUUAGGCUAUAGAAAAUGGACAACGGUUUCACGUUAAACCUCACUGAUAGUAGUAAACCCACUCAAAAUGUUCCAAAGGCAAAACCUAUAUCACACCAAGAAUAUGUUAAAGAUAAACUGCCUCUUGUUAGCUUUGCCUCAAAGCCUCGACAGACUGUGAAGUCAGAUGGUGUGAAGAAACCUGCAUUUUUAGUAGUGCGGAAAAAAGCCUCACUUCUUCAGAAGAAAACCUUGAGUGAAGUGAAAAAUUUUGCAACUACCAAUCCCCAAUCUAUAUCUAAAGCUGCUGACCAGCAGUCAAGUCACAAAACCGAACCACAGAAAACAACGCCAGAUGAUGCUGGAAAAUUUGGAGCAGAAUCAAAUUUCAAGGCUGUGAAACCCAAAAAAGCAACAAAAAAAUCUUCAUCAAAUAGAAAAUCAAAUUGGGCUGUUUCAGAUCAAUCCAAGUCAUCAACAGCUGGUUACAACAACACAGGCAUCAUAUCAUCACUUUUCUUCAAAAACCCUGAAAUUCCUGAAGUCACUAAAGACCAUGUAGAAGCUACAGAAGAAAAUGUAUUUUCAUCUCAGAGCUUUUCAGCUUUGAAAAUCCAUAAAUAUUUGAUAACAACUUUGGAGAAAGAUUUAAAUUUAAAACAAAUGACUGAAGCACAAUCUAGGACAAUCCCAAUCCUUCUGGACAAGAAAGACGCGCUCGUAAAGUCUCAGACAGGAAGUGGGAAAACUCUAGCAUAUGCUAUCCCAAUAGUAGAGAAAUUACAGAGCAUUACUCCAAAAAUUGACAGAACCUCUGGUGUAUUUGCACUUGUUAUUGUUCCCACAAGAGAAUUGGUUUUGCAAACUUAUACAUGGUUCACUAAAAUACUAAAGGCCUUUACUUGGGUUGUGCCCGGCUACUUGAUAGGUGGCGAGAAGAAGAAAUCAGAAAAGGCGCGUAUACGAAAAGGAAUGAACAUUUUAAUUUCUACUCCCGGUCGCUUACUUGACCAUUUGAGUUCAACACGGAAUCUCAAUCUUGGUCGCCUUCAUUGGCUUGUCAUGGAUGAGGCCGAUCGACUUCUUGACAUGGGUUAUGAAAAAGACGUGGCUAGAAUUCUUAGCAUUGUACAAGAGCAUUUCGUGAAAGAAGGCUGCAUUGGGAGACGACAAAAUGUGAUGGUUUCGGCUACAUUGAGUAAAGGUGUAGAAAAACUAGCUGGACUGACUUUAACGGACCCUGAGUACAUAAAAUUGUCGGAAGACGACAGCGAAAAUCAAGAUCAGUUAGUAACACCAACAAAUUUGAAGCAGUCGUACAUCAUCGUUCCACCAAAACUCCGGCUGGCGACGCUAGCAGCUUUCAUCCUGUGGAAGUGCACGAUAUCCACCGAAAAGAAAGUAUUGAUUUUCAUGACGACGCAGGAUUCCGUAGAUUAUCACGCUGAGCUUUUCAAUAGAGUGUUAGCAAAACGAGAAGAUCGAACCUCAAUAAGUUUUUACAAACUACACGGCAGCAUGCCUCAGAAGGAUCGGACAUCUAUCUUUAAAGAAUUUCGUGACACUGAGAGCGGUGUCCUGUUGUGCACAGAUGUGGCUGCCCGUGGUCUGGAUUUAUCGGCCAUCGACUGGAUCGUUCAGUAUAAUCCACCUGUAACGGCAGAAGAAUAUGUUCACAGAGUGGGCCGAACAGCUCGAGUCGGCAAAUGUGGCCAAGCAAUAAUUUUUUUGGCACCACCCGAAACAGAUUUCGUUCAUCGAUUGGCCAAUAGAGGCAUCAGUGUUGUCGAGAAGAAUCCAGAUGCCAUAUUAAAGACGUUGACCACUUCAUGGUCAAAGACGACACAAACAAUGGAGCAAGCAGCCACUUCUAUUCAACUUUGCUUUGAAGAAUGUGUUAUCGAGAGUUACAAUGUUUAUGAAAUGGCCACCAAAGGGUAUGUGUCGUUCGUUCGAUCGUACGCAGCUCUCCCGAAAGACGUCCGCGAUGUCUUCAAUUUUCAGUCGCUUCACUUGGGUCACUACGCCAAAUCGUUCGCCCUCCGUGAUCCGCCUGCGCAGAUCAACACCAAUGGUCGAAUGGGUCAACGAAACGACCGCAUCCAGCCAUUUAACACGGCACGUCAACGCAAUCCGGCUCUUCUGAAACGGGCAGCCGCUCAAGCACUCGGAUCGGAAGGAACUCAACACCAGCCAAACUUUUACGAACGUCAAGCCAUGCUCUCGGAAUAUUCCAGCGGAUUGGAUCCGGCCCCGGCUAAGAAAAUGAAAGUUCGUCCGACUUCUGCAGCUGCCCUUGAAAUGCGGAAUCCAUGCUAAUGAAAUGAUGAUUUACUCUUGACUUACUAUAUCUUCAAUUGUUUGUUUGUCUUUUCGAAGAAAUUAACUACAAUUAAAAAUUGUUCUACCUAA